Olea europaea var. sylvestris is the source of this 1251-nucleotide messenger RNA. Its product is annotated as paired amphipathic helix protein Sin3-like 2. Gene Ontology annotation, molecular function: transcription corepressor activity. Lineage: Eukaryota; Viridiplantae; Streptophyta; Magnoliopsida; Lamiales; Oleaceae. Gene Ontology annotation, cellular component: histone deacetylase complex; chromatin. The transcript has a single exon. Gene Ontology annotation, biological process: negative regulation of transcription by RNA polymerase II. The coding region runs from base 178 to 1146 and encodes 322 amino acids. The record is from RefSeq and is a predicted model, not a curated record.
AGUAAAUGGAGGAAACGUCGAAAAUGGGGAUAUAUUAGUUCGAACCUGAUUUUAUCUUGUUGCCUUAUUCAAUUAGAACUCGACUUCAUAAAUUCCUAUAUAUGUCUGAAUAUGGCAAAUUCCGAUUACAAAUUAUAUUUUCUGUUCAUGUCAUUGCUAUUCCUUUAUUGAGAAAUUAUGGCGUUUAAACCGAAUUUCGACAAUGCCCUGUCGUUCGUUGAUAUUGUGAAGCAACGGUUUCACGAUCAAGAAAGCAUUUAUCAAGAGUUUCGUUAUCUUUGUGAAAGGUUCAGAAGAGAAUUUACAGAGCCAGAAAGUGUCAUUUCACAGGUGAAGAACUUGUUCAGCGGUCAUCCGGAUUUGAUUUCACAAUUCCUCAAUUUUGUGCCGAAGAUUUUACGGAGGGACAAAGAUACUGCUGCUGCUUCUGCUUCUGCUUCAACAACGUCAAGAAAUUCAUCCGAUGAGGUUGGAAGGGAAAAAACAAAAUCCUGUAUUGAAUUUGUGAAUUGGGUUGCGGAAACAUUGCAGGAUGAUUACAAGUUUAAAUCGUUUCUUGAUGCUGUUAAUGGUUUUCGGAAAUACAAGGACAUUGAUCGGGUUCGUGAGAGGGUUUCUGUUAUAUUCAAGGAUCACCCGGAAUUGGAUAUUGAGUUUUCCAGGUUUUUACUGGAUGCUGUGCUGCAGCAGAUAACUGAAUGUGAAGAAGUCCUGUUCGAUUGUGAGGAAAAAAUGUAUGAAUUUGACAUGAAGUAUCAUUCUUUGAAAUCAAAUAUGGAGGCCGUGGAUCAAAUGGCAGAGGAACUGAAAAGAAAUCAGAACGAAUCGACCUCCAUUGAAGAUUACCUAGCCACCGUAAAGUCGCGUCUGAAUAAAAAGUACAUGAAGCUUAAUAAGGACCGCGAAAGGUCCAAGAUUAAGUGCGCAAGAAAUACGAAAGAAACCCAUGAAAAGAUAAACAAUCAUAUGGUUUCUGUCAAGAAAGCAAGUGCAAGUGCAAGUGCAAAGAGGUCGAGCCCAGAAUCAACACUUAAGGUUGAAGACAACAAGGAGAAUACUUCCUCGGAGAACAAGGCGAAUCCAAGAUCCGAUCUUGAGCAAGUUCAUAGGGUUAAAAGAGUCAGAAUAAAAUAUUCUAUGGGAUGAUCGUAAGAAUUUAUCUGUCAAUGAAUUGUGUGAGAUAUUCGAUCUGUUAUUGCACAUUGUUAAUGCAAUUGUAUACAACACAUUCUUGUGCAAAUUGUACUUUAU